Trypanosoma rangeli is the source of this 369-nucleotide messenger RNA. RefSeq lists its product as uncharacterized. The transcript has a single exon. NCBI's taxonomy places the organism in Eukaryota, Euglenozoa, Kinetoplastea, Trypanosomatida, Trypanosomatidae. The record is from RefSeq and is a predicted model, not a curated record. The coding region runs from base 1 to 369 and encodes 122 amino acids.
AUGCUAUGGCCCGCCUUCGAGUCCUUCCUUCGAAGAUUACUGGCGCCGGAAGUUGCACUGGAUACUGCUGCUGUACAAAGUAGUGUCGACAGUGGCGUUGGUGAUGCAGAACGGAAAGGGGAGGGGAAGCGACGUACCCACCUUUGCUUUCAUAAGGUGCGUGAAAGUGGGAAUGUGGAGAGCAUUACUGCUCCAUAUGAUGUUCACCCAGACGUCUUGUAUAGGUGCAACCCCACAGUGUUGUUGGAGGAGGGCGUGGUGGGGUGGUUUUCUAUCAUUCCGUCCUGCGAUCAAACACCCAAAGGUGUGUUAUUCCCUUUUUCCACCCCUUCUAUGCAGACUAGCGUUGCUCGUUUGCUGAGAGGUUAA